Messenger RNA from Botrytis fragariae, 231 nucleotides. RefSeq lists its product as uncharacterized. Bases 1 to 231 code for a protein of 76 amino acids. The transcript has 2 exons. NCBI's taxonomy places the organism in Eukaryota, Fungi, Ascomycota, Leotiomycetes, Helotiales, Sclerotiniaceae. The record is from RefSeq and is a predicted model, not a curated record.
AUGGAGGGGAAAAGAAGGCGAAUAAGGCAAAUUGACGAGAACAAGGAUCUGAAGAAGGUUUUGGACGAGGCAACCAAAGGUCCAAGGAUUGUCCCUUUAAUGGAUUUAUUCUCCCUAGCUAUAUUCACCGCCACUGGACACCGCCAUAUUAUCGAUGUUUUGGGUGAUAGUGACGCUGAUGGUGAUGUUGCUAAUGCCGGUGUAGCUGAUGUCGCUGGUCCUACUUAUUGA